This is a messenger RNA of Gossypium arboreum, 1359 nucleotides long. RefSeq names its product pathogenesis-related protein PR-1. Bases 190 to 762 code for a protein of 190 amino acids. The transcript has a single exon. NCBI's taxonomy places the organism in Eukaryota, Viridiplantae, Streptophyta, Magnoliopsida, Malvales, Malvaceae. The record is from RefSeq and is a predicted model, not a curated record. Gene Ontology annotation, cellular component: extracellular region.
UGAUCUGCAGAAUACUUACGCAAUUUGUUUUGGUUUUCUUUUUAAAAUCUAACAAAAAAUAGGACAACCCAUCUAAGAAUUCAUAUAAAAGGAAUAUACUGAUCCUCGAAAAUCAGAGCCAAACCACAAGACUGACUAAGAUUUCAACCAUCUCUCACUCUCCUGUUUUGCUGCCUUUACCAAGAGAGAAUGAAACCAAAAUUUCUGUUUCUCUUCCUUGUAUUAUGCAGUCUCACUAUAGACAACGUUUUAGCAACCUCUCUUGGAACUCAUGCCAAAAUACCCGACAAUGAAACAAUAUACCGAGUCUCCAAGCAACAGUGUUGGGGUUGUAUUGGAGAGUCACUAGAGUUCCUAUUCACUCACAAUUUGGUGAGGGCAACCAAAUGGGAGCCACUCUUGUUUUGGGAUUUCCAGCUUGAGAAAUAUGCCCGAUGGUGGGCACUUCAAAGGAAAGCAGACUGCAAGCUACAGCAUUCGUUUCCAGAAGGAGAUUUCAAGCUGGGAGAGAACAUAUACUGGGGCAGUGGCUCGGCGUGGAGGCCCAGUGAUGCAGUGAGUGCCUGGUCCGAGGAAGAAAAAUAUUACGACUAUGCAACCAACUCGUGCCAGGAGGGACAGAUGUGCGGCCACUACACCCAAAUUGUUUGGAAGAAUACCCGACGAAUUGGCUGCGCUCGAGUGGUUUGCGACACUGGAGAUGUGUUCAUGACUUGCAAUUAUGAUCCGCCGGGUAAUUAUAUUGGCGAAAGGCCAUAUUGAUAUGGUUCAAUAUUCCAAUUCUAAGGGGUACUUCACUAUACUUGUUCAAUAUUUUCGAAAAUUUGUUCUCACGAUGCUAUCUCACUACUUCAUUAAAGCUAACAAGUUUUCCGAAAACUAGUGAACAAGUAUAUUAAGGUACUCAAUAGAAAUAUAUAUAUAUAUAUAUAUAUACGAAUUUGAUGUGAACAUUAUAGUAAUGUUGUUAAUAUGUAUGCCAUUUGAGUGUCGACAUAGCUAUAUCAUAUAGGAGGUAAGGAGUGCAGGCUAAAUUCUGAACUUGUCAUCUCUAUCCAUGAGACGUGAUGUGAUGGUUACUCAUUUCGUCCCUAAUUCACGAGAUCGGGAAUUCGACCAUUGCUCAUGAGAAUGAAAAAUAUUUUGUGAUCAUCCGUUUAUCUUUUUAAAGAGUAUUUGAGCAAAAGGAUUAAUCACUUCUAUUAAUCGUGGGUGUCCUGAUUUCGAGAUAAAAAACAUAUGAUCCCUAUUAUAUUUUCCUCUCUCUAUAUAUAUUGAGAAGGGAUUUGUUGCGCGGAAGCAUGUAAAAGAUUAAAAUUAUUGUACUGAAAAAUUAUACUAAGUUUAAUUCCCAGGAGA